CUCAAAAAAAAUUAAAAUAUUAGUACUGAUUUUAUAUUAAAUCAAAAUAUUUAGUAAUAAUAGACUAAUUUACCCGCCUUUUUUUUUAAUCUUUGGUGCUCUCUACUGCACUCAGAGCUACUGGGAGGUGAAAUAGAGGGCUCAUCAAUGGAGUUGGAUCUUGAAAACCCAUUAACAAAUUCCUAUGAACUUCAUUUCGACAAAGUCCCUUCUCUCUUUCUAAUUGAAUCUGAUCAUAUGCCCUCAAAGAGCUAUUUGAAAACCUCCGAAGAUACCGAGUUCUCUUUCAGACGAGAAGUCAUCUCUUCCAUUUUACAAGUUUCUUGCAACUUUAAUCUUUUUUCUUAUCUCUCUAUAAAUUACCUCGAUCGCUUUUUAUCAAGCCAAGGAAUCCCGGAACCAAAGCCAUGGGUCAUUAGGCUUCUUGCAGUUUCCUGUCUUUCUCUUGCUGCUAAGAUGAAGAAAUCAGACUUCUCCCUGUCUGAUAUUCAGGCAUCAUGGGCACUUACUAUGAGAAAUAUUUAUGAACAGGGAGAUGGAGGUUUCAUAUUUGACACACAAACAAUACAAAGAAUGGAGGAGCUUAUUCUUGGGGCUCUGAAAUGGAGAAUGCGUUCAGUCACUCCUUUCUCUUUCAUUUCUUUCUUCAUUUCUUUAUCUAAAUUCAAAGACCCACCAUUGAGACAAGCCCUUAAGGCUCGAGCGAUUGAAAUCAUACUCAAAGCUCAAGAUGAUAUCAGGAUUUUAAAAUUCAAGGCAUCAGUGAUUGCUGCUUCAGCUCUUCUCAAUGCUUCUCAUGAGCUCUUUGCACUGCAAUUUUCAUGCUUUAAAAAGGCUCUAUGCCACUGUUCAUAUGUACAUAAGGAGGACAUGUUUGAAUGCUAUGAUUUAGUGCAAGAUAUAACUAUGCAAGAGCAUGAGUCAUUGUUUAAUGUGGUGCUGAGUUCAGACACGCCAGUCAAUGUGCUCGACAUGCAUCUUUCAAGCUCAGAGUGAGAGACCAAUGAGACCACCACCAGUAGCAAUAGACCAAUGCCAGGGAGGAAUACCAAGAAGAGAAAGAUUAGUAGAGGGUUCUGUAACCACAAUCCAACGGUCUUUCUCGUAUCCAACAAUGUUAAUGAGAGAAACUCAGUCAACAUAUAAUGUCUUGCCUUCCACUAGAGAGUGACCCUAGCCUAGCUACUUCAGUUAGCAUGAUAAAAAUGAAAUAGAAAAUGACUAAAUGAAAGAAAGAAAUAAGAAAAAAAAGGGGGAGAAUCAAAUGUUACUAAAGAGAUCGGAGAAGUUCAUUGUUUAUGUCUAAUCUUAAAAAGGGAAAAGAAAAUUUAUUUACUUCUACCGCACCUUUUUAUUAUUAACCCUUUAAUUCUUUAAGUAUUUUCGUUUUCUAUAAAAAGGUGGAAUAUAUCUGGAAAAAGAAAACUCUAUUGUGUGGAAAAUAAUGAAAAACAAGUAAACAAGGAGGCAUA
Molecule: messenger RNA, 1472 nt
Organism: Ricinus communis (castor bean)
Lineage: Eukaryota; Viridiplantae; Streptophyta; Magnoliopsida; Malpighiales; Euphorbiaceae
Product: putative cyclin-D6-1
Biological process (GO): mitotic cell cycle phase transition; regulation of cyclin-dependent protein serine/threonine kinase activity
Cellular component (GO): cyclin-dependent protein kinase holoenzyme complex; cytoplasm; nucleus
Molecular function (GO): cyclin-dependent protein serine/threonine kinase regulator activity
Source: RefSeq, a predicted model, not a curated record